UCUGUCGAUUAGUCUUCGUUACCUUCCUACUGAUACUCAAUCACUCAACAAACUUGAUACACCUUGUUAUUAUUUUGCAUUUGUCGAUAAUCGUUCUUCUAUACGAGUGAAAAAAAGGGUUCGGUCUUUGGUGGUAAAAUCUGUUUCGUUCACGUUCGUUACAACUUAUGUGUAUAUUGUCGACGGUGAUAGUGGUCUAAACAACUAAGAAAACUAUUUGUUUAAAAUUUUGUUGUGGAUCAUAUACUGCAUUACAUUUCUGUCGAAAACGUUAUUUUUUUUUUUUUAUGAAGAUCUAAGUCAAUUUUAUCUUGAACCGGAUUUUUUCAUAACAUACGUUAACCUGUUGCACGUGCUCACGAUAAUUGUUUUGAUUGACAGUAGGUUUCGAGAUUAUAUAAACUGAUAAACAAUAAAUUUCGAAGUGUCUCUGUUGGACUGCGAUCAUUGUGCAUAGUGAUUUUUAAUUAAUCGUACUGAUCGAUAAUCGAUGACAAGUGAUUGGUGAAGUGCGUAAUAUCCCAUGAUCGUAUAUUCAAGUUGAACGCAGAGAAUACAAUUAAGGAAAUUGGAUAUAUACGUAAACCAUACAGUUAAACAGAUUCUUGUCUAGAUCAGACAUUUUAAUAAUACUGGCAUUUUUAAAAGUGAACGAAAAAAAAGGUCUAACGUCUCGAUGCUGGAGUGUGCUAAUGUUGUACAAUAGCAUGCAGUUCGCAUAUUGCUACACGUGGAACCGAGAAAUCAUUGUCAAUUCCCAGAAACUUGUAAAAAGACGUUGAAUCGCGGCAAUUUGUGUCCCAUUGGACUUAGUUGUUUUACAUCGACGAACACCACCAUAUCAUUCAGUCAAAAACAGUUUUUUUUUUUUUUUAAUUUUAUUUAUUUAUAAUAUACAUAUAUAUUCCUCUCUCUUUUUUAAAAUAAGGAUUCAGACAAAAAUAGACGCACGUGAUAAUGGCUGCUGUAUGUUAUAGUGAGCCUUUUUCAGAUUGGUUAGAAGAAAAGAUAGAAUUGCCUAUUUUUGAAGAACUGCCAAUUGUUGAAAGUGGACAAAUCAAGACAACAUAUAAUGGAAUUCCAAAACCCCCCCAACAAGAUGAUACACAAACUCUCUUACAAGAAUUUGAAACAGUUUUGGGAGAUGUGGAAGCUUGUCAUCAAACAGUCCCUUCAUCAAGUUCUACUCUUACACCUCCUCAGUCACCUCCACCACAUAGAGCAUUAAAUGUGGAUACCCAGUUACUUGUUACUUUACAACCUGUACAACCAUUAUAUUCUAAUCAUCAGCCUAUAUAUAACAUAGUAGUUCCAGAGGAAAAAUCAUAUGUAAAUGAAGUACCUGUACAAUGGCAUACAAAAAAUGUACCAUUAGAUCCAUUAAAUACAGAUGCUGCACAUGACUUGGCUGUAGUGGAUGAAUAUGUACGUCUAUAUGCAGAAGAUAUUCCACCAUCUAGUCCUUGUACUAGCUCUGGUGGCAGUUACAUUUCAUCAGAAGAUUCUGUAGACGACCCAGAUUGGAUUUUAGAAUCCGGAAAAAAGAGUACGAAACAAUCUACAUGUGCUCCAACGAAAAAUCGUCAGAAACCUUAUUCCCGUCCAUCAAUCGAAGAUAAAAAAGUUCGAAAAAAAGAACAAAACAAGAAUGCAGCAACACGAUACAGACAGAAAAAAAAGCAAGAAAUAAAAGAGAUAUUAGGUGAAGAACGUGAGCUGACUGAACACAAUGAAAAAUUAAAAAAUCAAGUAACAGACUUACAACGAGAAAUUGGGUAUUUAAAGGGUUUGAUGAGAGAUUUAUUUAGAGCUAAGGGUCUUAUCAAAUAAUCCAUUUGUAUCCAUAUAGUUAUGUUUACUCGUUUUUAUUAAAUUUAUUAAUCAUACUUUUGACACUAACUAUUAUACAAUAAUACUAAUAUGUUACAGCAUAUAGACUUAGAUUAUUAAAUGUUAUUUUCUUCUCUUUAACUAGCUCACGUAUAUGAUUAUCAAUCUAAGAUCAACUUUUUAGUAGGACUACAGAAUUGUUGUGUAAUUUAUAAAUUGUGUACCAUUUUCAACUCAUUCAUGGUCCGUUAAUAAACAAGAUGCAUUAAAUAAUAACAGAAUUUGUGAAGUAUACAGCCCCAUGAAACUCAUUUGAGUGGAAAUUUGCUGUUACUAAAAAUUCUACUUGUGAUUUAAUACAUCUUAAUUAUGCAAAUUUUUCAUUCCAAACAAUUCUAACCCAAUCGUUUUUAAUUUUCUUAAAAAAAAAAUUGUAUUAAAAAAUAAUAAAUGGGUUAUUAUGCAAUAAAUGUUGACAUUAUUGUCAAA
Frieseomelitta varia is the source of this 2319-nucleotide messenger RNA. It is a transcript of the gene crc, whose product is annotated as activating transcription factor of chaperone. The record is from RefSeq and is a predicted model, not a curated record. Gene Ontology annotation, molecular function: RNA polymerase II transcription regulatory region sequence-specific DNA binding; DNA-binding transcription activator activity, RNA polymerase II-specific. The transcript is spliced from 2 exons. Gene Ontology annotation, cellular component: nucleus. Gene Ontology annotation, biological process: regulation of transcription by RNA polymerase II. Bases 958 to 1830 code for a protein of 290 amino acids. NCBI's taxonomy places the organism in Eukaryota, Metazoa, Arthropoda, Insecta, Hymenoptera, Apidae.